CUUUCUUGCAGCGCGAUAUACCUUCCAGCCAAUUAAUGGUUAUAAUUGAUAGCAGAAACUGCAGGUCCAACGUAGGCUUAUUAUUAAUGGCGAAUGGUCUUAUCUUCGACGCUUUUCUCCGCGGACCGCACCUCCACUUUUGGAUUGACACCGGGCUGGCUGGUGAUAUAAAAACUGAAGAUAGCCAUGAAUUGACUUGAUUCAGCACAGUAUAGAUGAGCAAGAUGGCGGAGAAAGAGCAUCGCGAUGAUGGCCAGAAAAACACGGUCGUCGUUGGCGCUGAUGUUGAGAAUCCUCCCGCGCGCUACCAACCUACCAGAUGGCAGAGCAAUAUCACCAUUGCCAGCUGUUACAUUGCAAACUUCAGCGAUGGCUACCAAAACGGCCUCGCCAAUCCCACCAAUGUGAUAUUCAAGCAUCUGCUCGGUACCGACUUCAACUCUGAGAUGAAGACGCGGAUUAGCAACUCAUUGCUCAUCGGCGCGAUCAUUGGUAUUAUCGUUUUGGGAUACGCAUCGGAUAUGUUCUCGCGACGAGCAGGACUGCUCUUCACAUCGUCAAUUGUAGCCAUCGGAACGUUAAUGGCGACAGUCGCACUAUCAGUCCACCCAACAAUAAACAUGUUAUGGUACUUUGUCGUCGUCCGCGGUAUCGCAGGCUUCGGUGUCGGCGGCGAAUACCCACCCAGCGCAGCAGCCGGAAUUGAAGAAACAGACGAAUUCAUGCGCCAAUACCGCGGGCCCAUGUUCGUCUCCUUCACGACACUAAUGGCUACCCUUGCCAGCCCCAUCCUCAUGAUCAUAUACCUAAUCACGCUAGUCGCAAGUAACAAUAACCUCACAAUCGCUUUCCACGCCAUUUACUCAAUCGCUACUAUCCUCCCUGUGAUCAUCAUCGUCAUGCGCGUCUUCAUGGCCGACUCGACGCUCUUCCACUACUCGAAUUUCAAGAAUCAGCGUAAAUCACCGCGCCUCAUUCUCCUCCUUUUGCGGCGGUACUGGUGGCGCAUUACAAGUACCUCGCUAGCAUUCUUCCUAUACGACUUCAUCAACUUCCCCAACAGCAUCAUGUCAAGUACCAUCAUCUCCUCUCUAGUCAAGGACAACAACGUCCGCACAACAGCAAUCUGGCAGGUAAUCCUCGCCGUUCUCCCAGUGCCUGGCGUACUACUGGGCGCCUGGCUAACGAACCUAAUCGGCCGGCGGUGGACUGGCAUCGCCGGGUUCGCGGGGUACGUUGUCCUGGGAUUUGUGAUCGGAGGGACAUAUACGAAGCUAUCGCAACACAUUGCUGCCUUUGUUGUCUUGUACGGAUUACUGCAGGCAUUCGGCCACAUGGGCCCCGGAGCAACAAUUGGCCUCAUUUGCUCCGAGUCGUUUCCGACUGCAAUGCGAGGUGUGGGGUAUGGUAUUGCAGAAGCAUUCGGACGUGCCGGGGCUGCGGUUGGAACACAGUGUUUCACGCCACUGCAGGACUGGGCGGGUGACAGUGCGACGUUUUAUCUUGCUGGUGCGGUGGCCAUUGUUGGGAUGUGUGUUUAUUGGCUGUUGCCGGAGAGUGGGGAGUUAGAUUUGGAGGAGGAGGAUAAAGUGUUGAGGGCUUGGUUGGAGGAAAGGGGCUUUACGAGUGAUGGUGUAGCUAGAUAGGGUUUCAAUGGGGGUGUAAAUAAGCGUGGUUGAAUUAAUCCGAUUGGUCCAGAAAGAUUAGCUGGGAUAUACCCUGUAGGGUAUAAUCGAAACCACUAUUGGUUACGAAGACCUGUCUGUAAAACUGUUUCAUAUUUCAUUCU
This is a messenger RNA of Aspergillus ruber CBS 135680, 1789 nucleotides long. RefSeq names its product MFS general substrate transporter. The coding region runs from base 216 to 1646 and encodes 476 amino acids. The transcript has 2 exons. The record is from RefSeq and is a predicted model, not a curated record. Gene Ontology annotation, cellular component: plasma membrane. Gene Ontology annotation, biological process: transmembrane transport; carboxylic acid transport. Gene Ontology annotation, molecular function: carboxylic acid transmembrane transporter activity. NCBI's taxonomy places the organism in Eukaryota, Fungi, Ascomycota, Eurotiomycetes, Eurotiales, Aspergillaceae.